UAAAUACCACGACAAAAUUAAACUACAGGCUCCAAUUAGGGAGAAACUAAAGACAAGCAUGAUAAGGUCUUAACAAAUCAUUAAACACCAUCUCUAUCGGAUGUCUGGCUACAUAAACUUUACUGCAGUUUCCGUUAUUAUGGUUUACCUGAUGCCAUCUUUCUUGACUCCAGCUAGCACGCGCACGUCUCCGUGCAGCUUCACGUGAGGGAUGCUUCUGAGGCGGUCCUGAACGCACCAGUCUGAACUCUACACUCAUUCUGCCUCAUGUUCACGCCACCGAAAAGCCGGAGCAGAUUCCCUGUCUAGCCGACACUCACAGCCCGCUGUUGGGUGCCGGCGGAGUCCAUUAAGCAGAGCCAGGAUGCGGUGCCACAAGUUUUGGGGACCAUGUUCCGUUGGGUUUUACAUUUGUGCGGCCGUGCUUUUCAAAGGAUCCCUGCAGGGAGAACACCAGAGGAGGCUGUACAAGGAGCUGCUGGCUAACUACAACCGGCUGGAGAGACCUGUGGUCAAUGAUUCAGCCGCCAUCCUGGUGGAGCUUGGCCUCACACUGCUGCAGAUCAUAGAUGUGGAUGAGAAGAACCAAGUGCUGAUGACCAACGCCUGGCUGCAGCUGUACUGGACAGACAUCUACCUGAGCUGGAAUCCAGAAAACUACCCUGGUGUCCAGAACCUUCGAUUCCCUUCAGACCAGAUCUGGACUCCAGACAUUCUCCUUUACAACAGUGCGGAUGAGCGUUUCGAUGCCACCUUCCACACCAACGUACUGGUGAAUGCAUCAGGUUACUGCCAGUACAUACCUCCUGGCAUCUUGAAGAGCACCUGUUACAUUGAUGUACGUUGGUUCCCCUUCGAUGUGCAAAAGUGUGACUUGAAGUUUGGCUCCUGGACACACAACGGCUGGCUGCUAGACCUCCAGAUGCUGGAUGUGGACACAUCCACCUACAUACCCAAUGGGGAGUGGGAUCUUGUGGGUGUGCCAGCCAAGCGCAAUGAGCUGUAUUACGAGUGCUGUAAGGAGCCCUACCCUGAUGUGACAUUCACGGUCACCAUGCGGCGCAGAACAUUAUAUUAUGGCCUGAACCUGCUCAUCCCCUGUGUGCUGAUCUCAGGCUUGGCCCUGCUGGUCUUCUUGCUACCUGCAGACUCUGGAGAAAAGAUUUCUCUGGGCAUCACUGUGCUCCUUUCACUAACUGUCUUCAUGCUCCUGGUAGCAGAGAUAAUGCCUGCCACGUCCGACUCCGUUCCUCUCAUCGCCCAGUACUUUGCCAGCACCAUGAUGAUUGUGGGAAUGUCUGUGGUGGUGACAGUUAUUGUCCUGCAGUUUCACCAUCAUGACCCUCAGGGAGGCAAGAUGCCUAAAUGGGUUCGAGUGGUUCUGUUGAAUUGGUGUGCCUGGUUUCUCCGGAUGAAACAACCUGGCGAUGAGCGCAAGCGGCCUGGUUACAAGUACCGUCACACCUCCCAGCACCAUUCAAGCACUAGCUCCAUAGAGAUGGGCACUAUGCCAAGCCUUAGUGUGCCCCUCUCUCAGACUUCCUGCCCGCCUUGCCCCACUGGGACCUCCAACGGUACCAUGAGCCUCUAUUUCGGCAACUACCACCCCAUAGAGAGCUCACACUGUCCACCAUCUAGUGACUCUGGGGUAGCACUAGGGGGACGUGCCCAUGGCUCCCCCAGUGAUGAGGCUGAGCCACCUGGAGGAGUUGGCAGUGUUGGAGGUCUGGGGAUGGGAGUUGGAGGGGGGAUGGGCAUCAGUUUCCCUCCACCAGAGAUCCAACGCAUCUUGGAGGAGGUGUCGUACAUUGCCCAGAGGUUCCGGGACCAGGACGAGGCUGAGGCCAUCUGCAGCGAAUGGAAGUUUGCAGCAGCGGUGGUGGACCGGCUGUGCCUGGUGGCUUUCUCUCUCUUCUCCAUCAUUUGCACCUUCACUAUCCUCAUGUCAGCACCCAACUUCAUUGAGGCUGUUUCAAAGGACUUCACAUAGCUUAUUGCAUCAGCAGGAAAGAGAUAAGGGAUAAAAAGGAGAUGAAUGAGGAAACAAUAAAAAGUAUGUGGUCAACAACUUACAGUCUGGGAAAUAUAAAAUCUUGAAAUGAAAUUUCAAGACAGCAAACACAGUCUUGUAAUUCUUCCAAGCUGCUGAAUUGUGUAGUCAACUGAAUCAAUCAGGAAACAAAAUAUUCAGGGUUGAUGAAGAAGUAAUUGAAGACACAUGAUAAUGUUACCUUAGCACAUUGCAAAGUACACACAAAUUCAUCGUCCCACUCUGUCUUGUUCACAUAUAGUAAAUAGGUCAGGCAGACUGGCCAGACUAGACUAAGAGGUCAGUGACAGGAAGAUAAUGUGGAUGCCAGUUGUCUUUACCUUGAAAACAGUGUAAAUGUCAUUGUUGUAUCUGCACUGUUCAUGUAAAGCCCGGCUUCAUUUACCGUACGGUGACACAUACAGCACAGCAGUAAACCUCCCUACAUAUGUCGUUCAUUUCAAUCAUCCACACUGUUGUUGUAGGUACAAACACUUAGGUACAAAUAUCACCUCAGUCUGAGCUUAUAUGUCAUCUGUUAACCUUCUGAACUCAUCAUAAGGAUGUCACAGGCUUUUCUGUCUGUAAGUGUCUACAAUCACUGUAAUGGUGUCUGGUUAGUUACUUAAAUUGAGAUGUUUUACUGUGAAUUUUAUCAUUUUUGUUGUUUUUAAUCAAGAGAGCAUUUUACACAAUUUGACUUAAGGCUAGAGGCAGUAGGAAUGCUUAUUUAGGUUCACUUUUCACUUUUUCUUGCAUGUGUUUUUUUUUAAGACAAUAGAAUCUAUAACGUCUUAAUAACAACAGUUUGGACAGUGUAAAAAUGUAUUAAAAAUCCUGUGUUGAUUGAUUUGUACUGGGGUUGACCAGUAACACAAAAUGCACAUGUGUCUUUCUAAAGUACAGUCAAAUAAUGUAUGUUGAACUGUAUAGUGCAUCUUAACUAAGUGGUCUGACAUUACAUGUACAAGUCAUUGAUAUAAGUGUAGGGAACAGGCCAUGUAAAUGUUGUCUAAUUGCUGUAAAAAUACACAUAUAUUUAAAUACCUUGAAGAGCAGGAAUUUGUACUUGCUGGACUUGCUGUACAUAAAUGGUCACUGAAGAUGAAGAUGAUUGUGACUUUUGACCCUCUGACACCACAGCCUAUGCUGGCUAAAGGCUGGACAGCAAGAGGAAAACUUUACAACCCCAUUUUUCCCCAUAUCACUGGAGAAUAUACUGUAGAGAUAUAAAAAUGCCCCGUGUAAAUUUUGUCUUUGUUUUGUAGAAGGAGCUUCAGAGCUUCUGAUUCAAACAACAAAAUUGUUAACGUGUUUAGUUCCACCUCCAACUCUCAGCCUCCUCUUUGUUGUUACAGUCAUUGGUCUCUUUAUCACUUUUCUGUUAUUCCAAGUGUGAGUAUUUGAUCUCUGUGUCAAUAAAAGUUUAUUUAUUCUCUUUA
Messenger RNA from Scatophagus argus, 3471 nucleotides. RefSeq names its product neuronal acetylcholine receptor subunit alpha-7-like. The transcript is spliced from 10 exons. The record is from RefSeq and is a predicted model, not a curated record. Lineage: Eukaryota; Metazoa; Chordata; Actinopteri; Scatophagidae. Gene Ontology annotation, biological process: chemical synaptic transmission; regulation of membrane potential; monoatomic ion transmembrane transport. Bases 365 to 1990 code for a protein of 541 amino acids. Gene Ontology annotation, molecular function: transmembrane signaling receptor activity; acetylcholine-gated monoatomic cation-selective channel activity. Gene Ontology annotation, cellular component: postsynaptic membrane; neuron projection; synapse.